This is a messenger RNA of Aureobasidium subglaciale EXF-2481, 2523 nucleotides long. RefSeq lists its product as uncharacterized. Gene Ontology annotation, biological process: intra-Golgi vesicle-mediated transport; autophagy; Golgi organization. The transcript is spliced from 4 exons. Bases 1 to 2523 code for a protein of 840 amino acids. Gene Ontology annotation, cellular component: COG complex; cis-Golgi network; membrane. Lineage: Eukaryota; Fungi; Ascomycota; Dothideomycetes; Dothideales; Saccotheciaceae. The record is from RefSeq and is a predicted model, not a curated record.
AUGAUGGACAGCGACUGGUAUACGUCCUUCACCCCCACUGCGCCGGCAACGUCCGAGAACGCUCACGGGCAUCGGCGACGAGCAUCCCUCUUGCAACAGCCUAAUGAUGCGACCCAGGCUGAUGAUGCUGCAGACCCACUGCCUAGUCUCAGCGAAGAAGACGAAACUCCCCUGCAAAAGGGCCCUCCACAAGCGACACCUGUCAGGAGAGCCCACUCGUACUCGCAACUCCGCGAGCUCGAUGCACCAAGACCGCAUACCACCCGCCCUUCGCCAUCCUCUCGGAAGAACAGUCUGUCCUCUGCUCCCAAGCCCAAGAACCUUCUGCAAUCACGUCUCGACUUUGCUACGUGGUACGAUGUGCUGGAAGACGACCUCUUGGACGCCAGCCAUGACGACUAUGAUCUCUACCACGACCAGUUGAACUUGUCGCAGCAUCAUCUUGACUCGUUGGUGGAAAGCACCAACGACGCCUUGACCGUACUGUCUUCCCUGUCCGACUCGUUCAAGGCUGUCGAGGAGCAGACGACCGCCUUCCACGCUCAAUGCGAAUCGCUCGUCACCGAGCAGCGUCGCGUCACCGACCUGGCCGAGAAGAUGACACACAACCUCCAAUACUAUGCCUAUCUGGAGCCCAUGACCCGCAGACUCAACGCUCCUGGUGCUGCCAACCUCGUGCGCGCGAAAGAGUUUCCUGACAUGCUCACAAACCUCGACCAAUGCCUGGAAUAUAUGCAGGCUCACCCUACCCACCGCGAAGCUUCUACCUAUCGAUCGCGUUACCGUCUCCUGCUAACCCGAGCCCUCACACUCAUUCGAGUCCAUUUCACAAACUCUAUACGAGCUCUGGCCGCCGAUGCAUCACAACGGAUCGCAGACCGACAACUCAACGAUACUACCCAAACCGCUCUCCUGUACACAAAGUUUCGUGUCGGUGCUCCUGAAUUGAAACAACUUGGUCUGGAAAUACAAAAGCGUGCUGUUCUGCCUGCUGGAGCAAAUCAGGGAGGUGAAGCGGAAUAUCAAAGUCUCAUGAACGAACUGCACCAGAGUUACUCGGCAACUAGAGGUCGCCUCUUGUUUCCCAUAAUCACCCGCAAGCUUACAGAAAUGGCCUCAGUCGACAACGCGGUGGGUGAUUUGGUCACCUUUGCCAAGACCGCCAUUGGCUUUGUGAGAGGCAUAUGUCUUGACGAGUACGACCUCUGGGGUGACUGGUUCGCUGGAGACGGUGGUGUAUACGAGUUCUUGGAAGCCGUGUGCGAGCCACUGUACGACCAUCUCCGACCAAGAACCAUUCGUGAGGCUCGUAUUCCAAAAUUAUGCGAGCUGUGUACAUUUAUCCAGACACGCUACAUGAUUGAUGAAGAAGAUGACGACCUAGGAUAUCAAGAUUCGAAUUCUGCGAAACGAAGUCUGGAUUUUGCUGCUCUAGUCAAACCCGCUCUGGAAGACGCCCAAAGUCGACUGGUAUUCCUCGCAUUAGCUGUUCUCAGGGACGAUAUCGAGAACUAUCGACCAAAGCCCGAAGACCUGGACUACCCAUCACAAGCACGCGGGCCAUCCACAAUCAACGCCGAUGGAAAGCGAGUGGCUCUUUCUGGUCGCAAAGACUCGACACAUGCCGCCCAGGCAAGAUCGCCAGACGAAGAUGAUGCUGGCAGCAUGUUCGAGCCCGCUUGGCCCACCAACGAGAAGCAAGUCAUAGUAUGGUAUCCAACGUUGCGUAAAGCCGUGUGGCUCUUGAGCCGAAUCUACCGACUAGUCAAUUCUACAGUAUUUGAUGACUUGGCACACAACAUUGUCCACAGCACUACAGUUUCUCUGGCAUGGGCGGCGUCACAGAUUGCGACAAAGUCGUCACCUGCUGACGCAAACGUAUUCCUGAUUGCCCAUCUUUUGCGGCUCAAGCAACAGAUUGUCGCAUUCGAUAUUGAGUUCAUCACGCCCGAAGUGACCUUUGAUUUCUCAUCAGUCACUAACACAUUUUAUGAGCUUCGUGAGCGAGGAGGUCUUUGGAAUCCAGCAAGCUGGGUCAAGCUUGCUGCUGGAGGACUGAUGCCACGAGUAGUGGAGAACAUGCUCGACGCCAAAGCGGAGCUAGAUGGACGAUUGCGAGCAGUGAUCAACGACUUUGUGAAUGGCUUUGUAAAGCGCAUAACAACACCGCUCGCAGCACCGAAGAAGGAGCCAGGGCCAGAAGCGAGUCACGUUACAGCUGAAGUUCGCACUAUCACGCAAAAGGAGGUCAUCUCCCUCCGACAGAAACUGGACGAGUACAUUCAAGAUGUAAGGACAAGGGAGACACUUGUGGCAGCAGUCCGAGACCAGGUCGUCCUAGCGUACGAGGAGUGGAUGGACCAGAUGAGCGAGGGUUCGGGCAAAGCCAGAAUUGGUAAGAUCAGUAAAAAAGGAAAGGGGAGAGAAGACGAAGUGUGGUCCAGCGAGGUGUUCGCCGAGUGGUGCGAGCGCGUGUUCGCCGUGGGACAAGUGACGGGUGAUGAGGAAACUCCGGAUCCAUGA